AUGCAAGAAGCAUUUCAAGAAGUUAAAAGGAAACCACCCGGCUUUAAAUGGAUUUUUCUAUUCGGUUUUUUGUUAAAAGUAGAUAUUCUGAAGAAGUUCGAAAAAUGUUCAAAUUAUCAGAAGAGACCUUUGUGGAAGGAGAGAAUAAUUUCUUCAUCAUCAUCACUCAGUGUCAAAAUUGGGUUGAGAUAUUAUUCGAAAGCAAUAGAGACAUUUGAGUUUAAACAUGGAGGUAUUAAACUGGAGUUUCUUGACUCGAUUCAGGCGAUUUCGACUGUUAAUAAUAAGUUCAAAUUUGCUUUUAUUGGAUUGAUUUUGGGUGAUACAGAAAAUGGACCGUACAGUCAAAUGAUUAAAUGA
Messenger RNA from Funneliformis mosseae, 360 nucleotides. The record is from the annotation of a GenBank genome assembly. NCBI's taxonomy places the organism in Eukaryota, Fungi, Glomeromycota, Glomeromycetes, Glomerales, Glomeraceae.